Lepus europaeus (European hare) is the source of this 688-nucleotide messenger RNA. RefSeq names its product ATP synthase membrane subunit c locus 2 (gene ATP5MC2). The record is from RefSeq and is a predicted model, not a curated record. Bases 16 to 540 code for a protein of 174 amino acids. Gene Ontology annotation, biological process: proton motive force-driven ATP synthesis; proton transmembrane transport. Gene Ontology annotation, molecular function: proton transmembrane transporter activity. The transcript has 5 exons. NCBI's taxonomy places the organism in Eukaryota, Metazoa, Chordata, Mammalia, Lagomorpha, Leporidae.
UGGUCCGGGCCGCGCAUGCGCAGAGCCUUCCCGUCGGUGUCCCGCCCUCCCCCUCCCCUCUGUCUUCUCUGCACUGGGAGCAGCUUUCGUGCUACAGCCCCUGACAGCCUGACAAUGUAUGCCUGCUCCAAGUUCGUCUCCACGCCCUCCUUGGCCAGGAGCACCUCGCAGCUGCUGAGCCGGCCGCUGUCCGCAGUGGUGCUCAAGAGACCCGAGACGCUGACAGAUGAGCGCCUGAGCAGCGUGGCAGCCCCGUGUCCCCUGACCCCACUUGUCCAGAGCCGUAGCUUCCAAACCAGCGCCAUCUCAAGGGACAUUGAUACAGCAGCCAAGUUCAUUGGGGCCGGGGCUGCCACAGUUGGGGUGGCUGGCUCUGGGGCUGGGAUCGGGACUGUAUUUGGGAGCCUCAUCAUUGGUUAUGCCAGGAACCCUUCCCUGAAGCAGCAGCUCUUCUCCUACGCGAUUCUGGGCUUUGCGCUCUCGGAGGCCAUGGGGCUCUUCUGCCUGAUGGUGGCCUUUCUCAUCCUCUUCGCCAUGUGAAAGAGUCGUCGCCACCUCCCGCAGGUCUUUGUCCCGUCCUCGUCUGCCCUGUGCGGUCCCAUUCCUGUACCUUCCCAGGACACCUGGGGCAAGUGGUUGGCUCAGGGUUUGACAGAGGGAAGACAAAUAAAUACUGUAUUAUAAGAUG